CGAAACAGCGGUAGCUUUUUCAAGUCUGUAGUCAACUAUUUGGAUGUUAGGGAUCCCAAACUUUUGCACUACAUAUUGCUAUUGUUGGUUCUUCUUGUAGGGAUAGUCUUCUAUUCGUUGCGAAACAUCCAGGAGAUCAUCUCGGACUCUGUGAACAUAAACGUCCAGAGUGUGUCGUUGGUUUCGUUCAGUGAUAACGGUUUAAACUCCCGGGUUAUUGGAACGGUGUUUGUAGACUACGAUAAAGUGUCAAAUGUCUUCUCCAGGAACUUAUUGAAGAUCGCCUCCUUGUUUGUAGGCACAGUUACCAUUACUGCUACAAAGGAAGUUCCUUUGUAUGCAAAAACUGUAACUUCUGAGCGUCUUUUACAUGCCGCAGAUGCGUUACCACCGCCAGUCACUAUCCACAUUAUGAACCAUAGGCAAACCGAACUUGACAUUGUAAGUGAAACCAACUUUGACAGCUAUAAUAUGGCACAGUUGAUGCGGGAAAUCCAAAGUACAAGUGGUAAGACUGUGGAUUUGGAUGUAAAUGGAGUGUUCACUGGUUAUGUUGAUGUACUUCUGUACAAGGUAGAUGUAGAUGGGAUAAGCUUCUACCAGACCGUAAAGUUCACCAAGGAAUGGUUCACACCAGCUAUUGAUGUUGAAUCUGUAGAUGUCAGUUCAAGCGAAAAAGGGAUUGAUUUAUUUGCUCGAGCUGUGGUUGAAAACAAAAUGGCAUUCAACUUUGCUGUAGAUCCUAUUAACUGGGAUAUUUUAGUAGAGAACUGUCUUCGUGACUUUGUGGCUCUAGGGUCUUGGACCACUCUGGCGUUCGUUAUUGAACCAUUUUCGCCUAUCAAAGUAGAUAUUCAGGGUUUGAUCGCUUCAAUUCCUAAACAGUUGCUAGAGGAUUGUUCUGAUAGACCCAGUGCUAUCACGAGGAUAAUUCAGAACUACUUGGAUGGUAAACCUAUUGACAUCUACUUGAGAGCUUCUCUGAAACAAUCCCAUUAUCUCCCUGAGUGGAUUCUUCGCUUGCUUCAUAGUGCUCCUCAUAAGAUCAGCUUUAUGAUUCCUCGUGGAAUGGUAGAUUUACCUCGGGAAGUGAAAAUUCAAAGUGCUGACAUCUUCAUUCCGGAAUCAAAAGGAGAUUCUGAACUGUUCGACAUUUAUUUGAGUUCAAAUAUCUCUGCUGUGGUUGAUCUACCCUUUGAUAUCAAAUUUGAGAUUCCUAAGUUCAGGAACAAGUUUGCCUUGAAACUUGAUGGGUCCAAGGAAGAACUCAUUCAAGGCCAUUCUGAUGGCUACAAUUACAUGAUUAUCAAGAAACUAGAAAAAGUGCUCACUGUCAAAACAAUUAUGCUGAAUUUGCAUAUCCAAGCAUUAAGACCAGCUGAAGUCGGAACUUUUAUCAAUAAUUUCUUUAACAAAGCUUCUGAGAGUAAGGAUAUUAUUGGUGAUGUAGAGGUUGACAAUCUUUCAUUGAAUCUGCCCAUUGGAGAAUUCGAACUCUCCAAACUUAGAAUUGAUCAUAUUGUAGUUCCGACUAGAAGAUGUGAAGUGCCCGAAGAAAUGAAGCAUGAUGUGGCUGCUCAUGAAGAUAAGGAAGAAGAAGGAUUUCUUGAUCGUUUGUUGAAAGACAUGAAUGUUACAGUUGUUGACAUCUAUUACGUCGAGUCUUCUGUAGAUGGUCUUAACAUGGUGAUGAAUAUUGAGUUGACUAAUCCUACCAGCUACUCUCUUGAAAUACCUAAGGAAGAAAUCAAGGUGGGAGUUCUGUAUAAUGGUUCACUGAUUGCUCAUGCUAUUGUUAGAGAUGUAUUCAUUCCGGGUAAUGAAAGGAUAAACUUGACUGCUGAAGUCAACAUUCUUGCUGAGUCUACGAAAAGCAAGUUGCUCUUAGAAUACUUGGUGAGUUCCUACAUUUCUGGACGAGAAAAUCUCGCAGUAGAUUUGCUUGAUCAUGAAGUAACAAACAACAAGGGGCUAGAUGAGUUGAUCAAGAAAAUUUCGAUUCGGAAUUUCAAGAUCCCCCAGGUUCAUUUCGAGAGACACGACAAUAUGGGUGACUCCGAAAUACUAGGAGAAAAUGCUUCCAACAAAUCGUCCCCUUUCUUACUUAGCGCAACGAUCCAUGUGUUGAGCUCUGAAAUAGAGUUGACACUUUACAAUCCAAUAGCCAAUGCCGAGAUCAAGGUAGAGUUAUUUCAGGCUGAAGCCAAACAUGGCGAAGUUAUUUUGGGCCACAUAUCUCAUCAGGAAUACAUGAUCGUUCCUCCUGGGAUCUACAAGUCGCCGCGAUUACCCAUUAAGAUCAGUCCUGGAGUCGGCAUGGAUGUGUUGCGGAAGGCUAUCAACGGCGAACUCGAUGUCCAGGUGAUAGCUGUUUUCACGGUGAAGCUCGAUGACUUCGAGGCCCAGUUGAUGUAUAAUGGACAUGGGAUCCAAACUCUGAUCAAACUUUAG
Molecule: messenger RNA, 2451 nt
Organism: Scheffersomyces stipitis CBS 6054
Lineage: Eukaryota; Fungi; Ascomycota; Pichiomycetes; Serinales; Debaryomycetaceae
Exons: 1
Source: RefSeq, a predicted model, not a curated record